ACAGAAUGAUUUGAGCAACACAAACACUUCACGCAGGGCGUCCAUGAGGAUUCAUGCCUCAGCUGAGCGCUGGACAUGUGUGGAGCUGCUGGGAGCCGAGCGGGACACGAGGCAGAGGAGGACAGGAUGGAAGAGAGGAGAACGAGAUGAUCACACGAGAGGUGGAGGAGAGAGAUGGAAGAGAGUGGAGAUGGAUGAGACUGCAUUGGAGAAACUGGCCGAACUGGAGUCAGUGUCUGGUUCCGAUUGCAGCAGCCGUGUGCUGGUUUGUUCUGGAGGAGUCUGUCAGUCUGACUGAAGCCGUGUGUCGACUGCUUCUCGCUGGGCUGAUGUGUGUCGUGACGGCUCUGUGUGCUUCAGCCUUACGAUUCCUGCUCGGUAAUGGACAGAAAGUAAAGCAGCAUUUACCGUACAAUGAUGAGGUGAUAGUGAGAAAAACGGCUGAAAACCAGCAGCAGGCCAGUAUAAAUCCACAGCAGGAUGCAGGUCAUCUUGAAUCCCUGGUAAAUGUUCUAGCGGAUGGUUUAGUGGUGUCCCUCCUCCACGAGCCCCUGCCGGACCCCAGCGAGCCCCACAUACGAGGCCUCCUCUCCAGACUACAGGCAGUGUCUCAGACAUUCCGCGGGGGGGCCUGUGAGGAAGAGAAGGAGAGAAAUGAGAAAUGUGUAAUUGAAGAAAGAGUUAACCAGAUACGCUCUUACCUGCAGGACAGGAUGAGCUCUCUGCGGUCCCUGCUGCAGGUUCAGCGGGGGUGUGAGGUGAGUGUGUGUGCGGUUCAGAGCGCGUUACAGAAGCGCUGGGCUCUGCUGGAGGAGUUACACACCAGAGUGACUCUGAGCCCUGACAGCACACAGGAAGCCCACGACCCUCACGCCGUCCUCACAGACACCGAGAACCUGUUCGCAGAACUCGGCCAGUUCAAAAGCAAAGUCCAACAGUGCCGGACGCAGCUGGAAACCAAUAUAAACCUUUUACAGGCACUUCGCAGCAGCCAUCAGGGUCUGGCCGGGACUUUUGGUACCAGCAUCGACUCUAAAUGGACCAAAGAAUUAUUACAGUCCAACACAGAUCUGUUUUCUGAGAUCCAAGAGGAUUUCAUGUCUUUGGAACAGCAGACGUCAAAUUUUGUGAUCCACUUGAGGGGCCUGAAUGAUUCUGAGGAAAAAGAGUCAAGAUCAUGUCAAGAUUAUCAGGCACAAACCUCUUUAUCGUCGCCUCUUCCUGUUGUUCCAGUGUACGUUGCUUCUCCGCAAUCACAUUCUGACCCAGAUACUGAUCCAGAGUCUCCAGGAGCCUCACAGAAAACCCACUCCAAAAUGUCCCCCUUCCAUAUGCUGUGUGGGAGGAAGAGGAGGAAGCCAUCCACGUAGUUUUGAAAAAAGUUGAUUGUUUUUACAGGACGUUUUUAAUGCCUAUAUAUGACAUCAGGUGGAGCAACACAUUUUAUGUACCGGUAUAUAUUGAAAAUGUUUAUAUAUUCUGAUAAAGAAAAAAAGAAAUGUUGGAAUUU
Molecule: messenger RNA, 1510 nt
Organism: Rhinichthys klamathensis goyatoka
Lineage: Eukaryota; Metazoa; Chordata; Actinopteri; Cypriniformes; Leuciscidae
Exons: 9
Coding region: 54-1370 (438 amino acids)
Source: RefSeq, a predicted model, not a curated record